UCUAAUGACGUUUGCAGAUGGGAUCAUUCAGAAAAUUUGUAUGUAAUGCGAGGUUGUCAAAAAAAAAUAAUUGACAAAAAGGAAAUAGUUGUUAGUAUUAAUACAUCUAAUGAAGAAGUUGCAUAUUUAAAAGGCCAUGUCGUUAAUGAAAAGAAUUUUUUUCCUGCUAUGGGAUAUCUUUUAUAUAUCUGGGAAAUGAUCGCAUUGUUAAAAAACCAAGAAUAUAUCAAUACACCAGUUGUAUUUGAAGACGUUAAUUUUAUUCGUGCUACAGUGCUAUCACAACAAAAUAAGACCGAAUUAACUCUCUCGAUCCAAGAAGGUAGCAAUAGGUUCGAAAUAAUCGAAGGAGAUAAUGCUGUUGUUACUGGAACAGUACGAAUUCCAACCAAUAUUGAAAAUGAAAAAAUGUCAGCUAAUCUUGCCGAAUAUAUCCAUGAUGAGGAAGAAAUGAAUGCAAAAGACAUUUAUAAGGAAUUAAGACUUCGCGGUUAUAAAUAUGCUGGUGCAUUUCGUGGAUUAAAAAGCGCAUCAGUUACUGGAUCAAACGGCCAUAUCUCAUGGACAUCUAAUUGGGUGGCAUUUAUGGACAGUAUGUUACAGAUAAUGAUUUUAGGACAGAAUUCAAGAAGCCUAUUUGUUCCAACAAGAAUUCGCAAAUUGACUAUCGAUCCGAAAUAUCACAUACAGAUGAUUCAGGAUUAUCCACUUGAAGAUAGACAAUUCUCUGUUCGUCGUUACAAGUCUUUAGACGCUAUAAUAUCUGGAGGAAUAGAAAUUUGUGGUGCUGUGGCCACACCUAUAUCUCGCCGACAGAAAGUAGUUAAUACCGUUCUUGAAGAAUACAAAUUUGUUGCUCAUCGUGAUUUAGGUACUAUGUCGUUGCAAGAUGCAAUAAGAAUGUCAAUGCACAUUGCACUCGAAUGUGGCAAUAUGAUAAAUGUUAAAAUUAUCGAAUUUGUCGAUGACAGUGACAAAGUGGUACCAGAAGAUUUAAAUUCUCCACUUAUUAGUGAAAUCUUAAAUGAUUUACCGCUGAUUCGACAUCACACUAAACUCGUGACGACCCGCGAGAAAUUCCCAAAUAUUUUUUUGCCCCACAACGUUUCUACAACGGAAAUUACUCAGUUGUCGAAGGACGAGAAUUGUUUGAUGAUCCUGGGUUUCGAUAUUUUUACAAAAAAUAGCAAAAAAUUAUAUAAACAGUUGCUGUCUCUGUUAAUGCCACAGGGUUUUCUACUGACUUUAGAGGAAUCCGGUGCGGUCUACGAUUAUUCAUGCCUGAAAACGUAUGAGUUGGAUAUCAUACUGGAAAAACAAAUAAAUAAUAAAAAGCUUUUGUUAUUAAGAAAAUCGCGAAAUAUUGCGAGAAACCAGCGGAUUGUACAGGUGAACAAUUACGAAUUUUCAUGGGUAGAUGAACUGAAAUCAAUCAUGAAAGUGCAAAACGAGACUGGUGUAGAUACCGAGAUAAUUCUCGUCUCAGAAGCAGACUUCGAAUGCGGGCUACUCGGUUUUAUUAAUUGUUUGCGAAAAGAACCAGGCGGCGAAAUAAUU
Molecule: messenger RNA, 1557 nt
Organism: Temnothorax curvispinosus
Lineage: Eukaryota; Metazoa; Arthropoda; Insecta; Hymenoptera; Formicidae
Product: fatty acid synthase-like
Exons: 3
Biological process (GO): fatty acid biosynthetic process
Molecular function (GO): fatty acid synthase activity
Source: RefSeq, a predicted model, not a curated record